Melospiza melodia melodia is the source of this 1488-nucleotide messenger RNA. It is a transcript of the gene CENPU, whose product is annotated as centromere protein U. Gene Ontology annotation, cellular component: nucleus. Bases 142 to 1179 code for a protein of 345 amino acids. Lineage: Eukaryota; Metazoa; Chordata; Aves; Passeriformes; Passerellidae. The transcript has 12 exons. The record is from RefSeq and is a predicted model, not a curated record.
GCGCGCGCCUUCCGAAGGCGGCGGGAGGCUGCCCUGAGGGGCCGGGCCGGCGAGACCGCCUUGUACCGCUCCUGGAGUGGGCUGAGCCCAAUAGCCUGAAGGAACAAAGGAUAGCUUGAGCAGUGUUCACUGAACAGCGAAAUGUCCACAAAGAAGAAAAUAAAGAAGAAUGGUACCAGCUAUAAGCCAGAGGAGCACAAAGCCAACUCCAAUCUUCGCGUGAAAUCUCUUCCACUUGAGGAACCAGAUGUCUCAAGGAUAUUGAAGGUAGCAGACACAAACCAACUUGAUGAGCUUGAUGAUUCCUUUGAUCACCCUUUGCACAGUACUGCUGUGGAUGCUUAUGGAGAGGAACAGUCACAAAACCAGGCACUCGGUCAUGUUUCAGCAGCACAAAGGCAAAACACAGGCACACGUAAAAAACGGCGUCACUCAAAGCCCUGCAGUGGUGAUGCUCAGGAAUCCAACACAGCUGAUGCUGGAGAGGAGCCCCUUAAGGAGACUGUGAAAACUCUGAAUACCAAAUUCCAGGAAGAAAAGGAGCAGCCUUCAGAGGAGAACACAUCAGAUCCUUCUGUGGAUAACCCACAUUCUGUACAGGUUUGGUGUCCCAAAGAGCUGAAGAGAUCUCCUAGAGAUAUUACAGAACUGGAUGUUGUUCUGGCUGAAGUUGAGAAGAUAGCAGCAAAUUACAGACAAAGCAUAGAAUCAAACAUUUGCAGAAAGGCUAUCAGUGACUUUUCUUCUGCUUUCAAGGAUCAAAUCACUGAUUUUAUAGCAGGAGUCCAGGAAUUAAAGAAUAUGAAGAAGAAAAAUGCUAAGGCAAUAACCAACAUCAAAAAGAAAAGGCAGCAACUGGUGCAAGUCAGAGAAGAGCUGAUUGGAGCUGAACCGCAACUGACGCAACUACAAAGAGAAUUUGCUGAGUUACAGGAAAGGAAAUCUUCCUUGAGGCAAACAAUUGAAUUAAUUACUGAUUUAAAGGAGCUACAGCAAGACUGUUUGGAUUAUAGAGAAGAAAACCCCCAAAAAAAAGUGGUAUAUGGAACUUCCAGCCUCCCUGCUCUUCUGGUGGAGUCUCGGAGAAUUCUAGGAGCAGAAGGGCACUUUAAGAGUAUCAAUAUGAAACUUGAAGAGGCUCUGGCUGCACAAAAAGAGCAGAAAUCAAAGAAAAAUUAAAUAGCCUUUUAAGACUUUCAGACAUUCAGUAGGAACAGUUAUUAGAAUUGUCAGUGCUUAAAGCUUGUUUAAUCAUUGUUAUUCUAUUUUGUUUCAGUGUUUAAAAGAAGUCAGCAACUUUUUAUUGUCAAAUAGUCUCACAAUAUCAAUGAAAGGAAAUAGUGAUCACAGUUAAUAAAACACUUCUGUACUCUGAACAAUGUUGGGUGUUAGUCUUUUCCUAUUAAAGUAGUCUUUAGAAGACUAUAUUCAUAAAGAGAACACAGACUCUGGUUCAACAAAGAUGAAUAAACAAAUAUUUUUAUUAAA